Podospora anserina S mat+ is the source of this 1230-nucleotide messenger RNA. RefSeq lists its product as uncharacterized. The transcript has a single exon. The record is from RefSeq and is a predicted model, not a curated record. Lineage: Eukaryota; Fungi; Ascomycota; Sordariomycetes; Sordariales; Podosporaceae. Bases 1 to 1230 code for a protein of 409 amino acids.
AUGGGCGACAUUUACAUCAGCAACGGAACCUGCUACGGAUCCGCAGGCAACGAGCUCGACAAAAGCUUCAUCCCGUGCGGAAAUGCCGCCUUUGGACCAGUGACGUGCUGCGGAGCGGGAGAUGUCUGUCUCAGCAACAACGCUUGCUUCGGCGUCCACGGCACGCCAGGAUCAUACGGAGCAGACCUGACCUAUCUCGCCGGGUGCACCGACGAAUCAUACAGAGAUGGGAGCUGUCCUGACAAGUAUGGUAUCGACCAGCCGUGGAUCGCUUUGACGGUUUGCGAUGACAGCGGUGGUGAUUGGGCUCCGUGUCCUCAGGAGGGAAGCCCGACUACGCUGCAGAAUGGUGCUUAUUGCAGCUGUACUGAUGCUGCGUCGACGACUGUCGCCAUCAACAAUUCGCCACGGCUGGCAGAUAUUGCUAGGUUGCCGCAGACGACUGGGGGGACUGUUUCAUUCUUUCCGGGGAAUGAGCCGACAAAUACAUCUCCUCCGGCUCAAACGACCGGCGGGGGGAAUGGUGGAGGUCAGUCCAGCUCCCAAUCGCAAUCCCCAUCGCAAUCGCAACCACAACCAGGAACAACAGGCCAACCGCCAAAUACAGGAUCAUCAAAUACCAGCAGCAGCCCAAUACCAUCAGAGACAGGCUCACCAGGUUCAGACUCGGGAACGGGCUCGGACUCUGGCUCGGACCCAACCGGUGGUGGUGGUGGCGGGAGCUCUUCUUCAGGCGGCGGCCUGAACUCUGGCGCCAAGAUCGGCAUUGGCAUAGGAGCUGCCAUAGGAGGGCUCAUACUGAUUGCUACUCUGCUCACCCUCUGGCACUACAACCGGAAGAACCGCCGAUCUGCCUCUGGUGCCGCCGGGAUUGAAGAAGGCGGGGAAAAGCCAAAAAAGGCAUUCGCGCCUGUCCCGUCCCCUCGCGCAUCCGAAGCUGACUCCAACCCUGUCUCGGAAGCGGACGGAAAAGCGGUGACACGGCCCUGGAGCAUGAGAAGUGAGCUUGAAGGGAAUAAUACUGCUGCUGCCGCGGCAGGGAAGAAAGCGCCAACGGCGAAUGGAAAUCAAAAGGUUAAUACUGAUGGGGCAGCACGUCCGGGGGUGGGGGAGUUGGAUGGGAGAGAGGUGCAGGAGCUUCCACCGCACCACGAUCUGAGUCCGGUGGCAGAGCUUCCUGGGAGCGAGGCGUGGGCCCAGGCCCCGGGAGGGGGGAGGGGGAGGGUAUGA